Laccaria bicolor S238N-H82 is the source of this 924-nucleotide messenger RNA. RefSeq lists its product as uncharacterized. Lineage: Eukaryota; Fungi; Basidiomycota; Agaricomycetes; Agaricales; Hydnangiaceae. The record is from RefSeq and is a predicted model, not a curated record. The coding region runs from base 1 to 924 and encodes 307 amino acids. The transcript has a single exon.
AUGGUGGGCAGUGCAAACAGUUCACGAGGCGAUUCUAAUGACAAAUACGCCAUUCCCUCCAUUAACAUAACCACUGAUUCGUCGACUCCGGCUCUGAUCAUUUUGCCAGACGUCAACCACAACGUGUCUACUUUACAGUCUCCAGUUUCAGCAGGACUUCUCUCUCCCAUCUCUUAUAAUCCUCGUUCAUCCUACGAUGGUCCUCCCUCUCCUGCUUUUUCUGACAUCUCGGAUACUGCUUCCGCCUUGACGACUCCCAUCUCCCACACUUUCGAACCAUUUUCUUCUGUGCAUUCUCAAUCAUCUCUAGCGCUUCGCGACAACAAGCUUGAACAAAAGUCAGGCAUGUCUUUCCUCGGGCUUCUGAACCCAUACGAUAUGUCGUCCUCUGGUCUCUCACACCAUCGGAAACCGAGCAAUGCAACCUUCUCAAGCAUGACCGAAACCGAAGGGGACCAUGCAGAUGCAUUUGAUCUUCUGCACCGUAUGAAGUCAAAUGCAACCUCCUUUACUCACGUUGACUCUCAUUCCAUUUCGCGGGGUUCUCACAAAAAAACGGACUCGCAGGAAGCUGAAUAUCAGGAGAGGAAGCCGCAAUCGAAAGGCGAGCAUGAGACCGAUGGCGAACACAAAACCGCACAUCAAAGGGAACUCGCUCAAGAUGAAGCCAUAGACUGCACUCCAUUUGAGUUUAAACCCUUUCAGCUUGCCCAUAUGCUCGACCCGAAGAGCCUCGAAAUGCUUGCGAGCUUUGGCAGCUCGGGUGGCUUACUUCAUGGCUUGGGGACCACCGCAGACCACGGAAUAACAAGCCCUUCUGGUCGGACGAAAAAAGUGAGUGAAAAGGGCAGACCAGGGGUGGAUUUGAUGACGCGUAUCCGACUGACAAGGAUGAUAUGUACCAGACGAAGAAGGAGAUUCUAG